GGGGAAAUGAGCGCGCGCGAGCGAGCGCCCGUACGAGCGACGGGGGCGCGCGGGCCUUUUUCCCCUUCCCGCCGCGACGCGAAUCCCUCCGCCAGGUUGGGCCUGAGCGACUAAGCCGCGCGUGAUUCGGCGCAGCGGAAGGCGCCUUCACGGGCCCGGGGGCGAUGGCGGCGGCCGAGGUGGAGUCGUCGCUGGAGCUGAGCCUGUCGAGCAGCUACGCGGGGCCGGGGACGUUGCCCCCUGCGCGCUCCCGCAUCUUCAAGAUCAUCGUCAUCGGGGACUCGAACGUGGGGAAAACGUGCCUCACUUUCCGCUUUUGCGCGGGCCGCUUCCCGGAGCGCACCGAGGCCACCAUCGGGGUGGAUUUCCGAGAACGCGCCGUCGACAUCGACGGGGAGCGCAUCAAGAUUCAGCUCUGGGAUACAGCAGGACAGGAGCGAUUCAGGAAGAGCAUGGUACAGCACUAUUACAGGAAUGUACAUGCAGUCGUUUUUGUAUAUGAUAUGACAAAUAUUGCCAGUUUCCAUAGUUUGCCACUGUGGAUCGAGGAAUGCAAACAACACUUGCUCACCAAUGAUAUACCCCGGAUUUUGGUUGGAAAUAAAUGCGAUCUGAGAAGUGCAAUUCAGGUCCCUACGGACAUGGCUCAGAAAUUUGCUGACACUCAUAGCAUGCCACUGUUUGAAACGUCUGCUAAAAACCCUAAUGACAAUGAUCAUGUGGAAGCCAUAUUUAUGACCCUGGCUCAUAAGCUGAAGAGUCACAAGCCACUCAUGCUUAGUCAGCUAUCCGAUAACACAAUUCACUUAGAACCUGCAGUAAAACCUGCCAUGCCAUGUUGGUGUUAGCUCACUAUUUUUGCAGUCAUCACUUUGGUCUGUUUGCCAGUGCUUUGAGAGUAUGGUGUUGGUAAUGUUCCAGUUUAGUAGAAAUUACGUUGAAUCUGCAGGGCACUUUAUUGUAUGUCCUCACAUCUGGAUGUGUGCCACUCUUAUCUCUGCACUUUGUUAACUGUAUCUAAAUUACUGAAGAUUUAUGGAAGUUAGAUUUGUGAAGCUUGACUCUGGUCCCAUUGAAGUAGCUUAGUUAUGAGAUCUUUUCUCCACUAAAAUAGAAAUGUGUAGGUUAGGUCAAAUCACUGAUGCCUUUAGCAUUCAAUUUGAGCAGAUCACGGUUCUAUAGAAACCCAAAGAGUAGUAUGACAUAAUUUUAAGUGAAUUACUUUUAGUUAAUUUGGUAAAUUGAUUUGUGAAUUGUACUUCUAUCACAUGUCUUAAUUAUGCAGUGGAAUGAAGACUUGACUUGAGCACAAGUGUUAAGUCACCUCUUGCCUUCAUCUCAUUACUUUAAACUCUAGGUUAGUCAA
This is a messenger RNA of Lacerta agilis (Sand lizard), 1366 nucleotides long. RefSeq names its product RAB33B, member RAS oncogene family (gene RAB33B). Gene Ontology annotation, molecular function: GTP binding; GTPase activity. The transcript has 2 exons. Bases 165 to 848 code for a protein of 227 amino acids. NCBI's taxonomy places the organism in Eukaryota, Metazoa, Chordata, Lepidosauria, Squamata, Lacertidae. The record is from RefSeq and is a predicted model, not a curated record. Gene Ontology annotation, biological process: Rab protein signal transduction. Gene Ontology annotation, cellular component: endosome; Golgi apparatus.